Molecule: messenger RNA, 2747 nt
Organism: Macaca mulatta (Rhesus monkey)
Lineage: Eukaryota; Metazoa; Chordata; Mammalia; Primates; Cercopithecidae
Source: RefSeq, a predicted model, not a curated record
UUAACUCCUGAGCUCAAGGGAUCCACCCGCCUUGACCUCCCAAAGUGCUGGGAUUACAGGCAUGAGCCACCGAACCUGACCUCUAGUUUUUCAAGAUGCCACCUUUAGGGGAACUGGGUAAAGGGUACAUAGGGUAUGCAUUAUGUGUUACUGCAUGUGAAUUUAUAAUUACCUCAAAUCAAAGGUUAAAUUUUAAAAUGACAUCCGAUUUCAAUAAAAAUCUAUAUUUGUGUAUUGAAGACCCAGAAAUCCGGGCCCCCAAGGGCCCAUGUUUCUUAAGGUGGAGCCAGGCACCGCUGCCCCUUCAUCCAGGGCCUGUGCUGUGCGACCCCGACUCGCCAGCCCCCAGCCCCAUCUAAUAGGGCUGCCGUCCUGAGUCCGUCCUCGUCGUGGGAUACUAUGUGAGCCACGGAAGGUCCUUCCUGUCGGCCUCGCUGCUCCAGCCUCCCCGACGUACUCACAUCCACGCCGCGUGCCCUUUCUGAACCUGAACGCCUCCUCCUCACCACGACAUGAUCAGAGCCACCUCCCGCGUCAGUCCCAGCGCCCACGCCCCCAACAACGGGCAUUCGUCUGACCGGUCACGGGUAUUUGUCUCCCCACCAACCCCCAAGGCCUAGAGUGGACAAAUACGGGGUGGAUAAAUGGGAAGAGGCUGCGGCCGGGUGGCGCGAGGCCUGUGCGGGCAGCUCCGCAGUCUCGGAGGCGAGGCCUAGCCUGGUGAGCUCCGGAACUACGAGGCGCGGGUGGGGGUUGAUGAACGAAUAAAUGAAUGUGGGAAGAAAUGAUGGCGCGGCAGGACAUGAAGGCCGAGCCACAAGGCUGGAGGAGUGAUGAGUGAAUGAGUCAAAGAAUAAACGAGCAGGAGGAACAAUGCUACAGAACUGAAUGCUAUAAGGCUCGCGUUCACCGAGCAAGCGGCAGACAGGAGCCGUUUCCGCCCCGACCACGGUCGCCUCUGGCCCGUGCAGAGCCACUUCCGGGCCGCUCUGGAGGGCGCGGAGGCCUCUGUGGUCCCAGAGGGCGCUGCUCUGGGCCGAGCCCCGCCCUGCCCCGCGCGGCGGGAGUGGUUGGAGCAAGAGGACAGAUCUGUGCUUGGCCGGAGGGUGUCCGUUGGCGUCACUCACCGUCCUCAGCCCGCCCCUGCGUCCACUACGCGCUGCCUGAGAGGGGCCUGCACGGAGGCACGGGGAAUGCACCUAGAGCUGCAUUCGAUGUAUUCCUUGGCUUUUGGUCCUUUCCUCCAUCAUUAAAUAACUGGAUCUGUAAGCAUGAUGGACUUUGUUUUCCUGAGCUUGUCCUGUGUCUCUUCUUCUGGCCACACCUGACUGAGCAGCACAUAAAAGCCACAGAACACCAGGAGAGCUGCUGCUUGGGGAAAUUCUGCGGGAAGUGUCCUGGGGGACUAGGGGCAGGGCGAGCACUGCUCUCCCUCUCCUGAAGGCUGGGGAGAGCAUCAAGGAGAUUACCAGGUAGGAGGACCAUGGGCAGGGCCUGCCUCAUCAGGAUGCUUUUCCCAGAACAGAGGGUAAAAAUUUAAGCCCCUGGUGGGUGAGUCCUGGAUUAACCAAGACCUGGGCCUUUUAGAGGCUGCGGAAGACAGAGGACACUGUGAGGUGAGUUUCUCUUGGGUGGAUCCCCAGGGGCCUCUGAGGCUGGUUUCAGGCCCUACCCUUUGGCUGCCCCACUGGAAGCUCUGAGCAUCCACCCUUCAGAGGCGCUUUCCCUGGUCUGACCUUGGCAAGGGCAAAUAAGAAGGUACUCCGUGGGGGGUCACCAAUGUCUGAGGCGUAAACAGUGCCCGUCUGCACAGUAGCAUGAGGGCCACAGAGUGUGGUAAAUGUCAAGUGACCAGCCCAGGCGGUCCCCAGUGUGGCUGCAGGGGCCACUUAGGAUUCUUCUGUUUGGGGGUCCCAGGCCACACUUGGGGAACCCUAUUGGAAGCAACAAGGCCUAGGCCCUGAGGGCCCAGGGCUCUGCCCUCUCCAGUGCUCUAGCUGAGCCAGGAGCAAGCAUCCUCCCGGCCCUCCCAGCUGGUGUGAGGAGGAAACCGCAGGCCAAAGGGCAAGGUGCUCUGUACAGAUCUGUCCCUAGUCGGCCUGCUCCAGUCGGCCUCUGGAGUGGGAGCCUUGGGUCUGUCUGGAACCAGCGUGGAUGAAAUGCAGGGAGAAACUGGAAUCAUAGCCAUGGACAGCCACUUACAUAGCUGGGAAAAAGCAUGCUGUGCUAGAUCCCGGUGGACUCUCACCUCUGCGGUGCUGGGGACUUUGUGCUGACACCUCAGGCACCCACUUCCACUCACACCGCGGAGGCUUGGGGAGAUUCAGUUCAGUCUGGAGUCCGGCAGGGGACGACAAUAGGGCGACCCCGACCGUCAGUCAGACCAGGGCAAGCUUGCCAGGGCAUCGCACUUCACCAAAGGGAACCCUUUCUGCCGCGACUACGGAGCCGCCAGGGCCGGGACAGGCAGAAGCCUGCUCUGAGGUCUCACCUCUGGAGGGUUAUGAGCUGUGCCAGGCCGGCUACGGUAGAGCGUGUGCAAACACCCCGAGGUCCCAAGGCUCCUGAAGCCGCCUAAGGGGCAUGAGAGGCCCUAGGUUCGAAUCCUGCCUUCAUCGUCUUAUGGUUGUGCCUCUGGAGAGUCACUUUUCCCCGUUUCCUCGCAUACCAGAGAGCCAAGUAACAGGCACCGCGGCUCUGUGUGGACAGAGAUCGUGGACACAGCGUCUGGGCCGGAUCUGCGGCCA